Colletotrichum scovillei is the source of this 1499-nucleotide messenger RNA. Its product is annotated as pyridoxal-phosphate dependent enzyme. The transcript is spliced from 2 exons. Gene Ontology annotation, biological process: L-serine catabolic process; L-threonine catabolic process. Bases 307 to 1344 code for a protein of 345 amino acids. NCBI's taxonomy places the organism in Eukaryota, Fungi, Ascomycota, Sordariomycetes, Glomerellales, Glomerellaceae. Gene Ontology annotation, molecular function: pyridoxal phosphate binding; threonine deaminase activity; L-serine ammonia-lyase activity. The record is from RefSeq and is a predicted model, not a curated record.
AAGCACUUGACGCUGAUUCAGAUCCGUUCUUUGUCUCAAUCCCAGAGAACAAGUUUCUCGGAGUAGGCAUCGGUAACUUUUUCCCUUCACUUUCCAUCUCACCAACAUCGUCGAGAUCUGAGCUUCAUUUUCUCAGAGCUGAAGGCCCAUCGAAAAAGGGACUUAUGUGUGUACCCACUUGCUACUCCGACUUUACCAAACUGUGCUUUAAAUAAAUCCCACCGGCUAACUCUAUUCGGUUCACAGAGGCAGCACCAGAGAAAAAGCCUCCAUCACCAAGCCUCCAUCUUCGUCAAACCCGCGACAAUGGGUUCUCUCAGUCCAGACACCAAGAAGCCGUGGAUCCAAACACCAUGCAUCGCAUCAGCUACUUUGUCUCGCGCAGCAGGAUGCAACAUCUACCUCAAACUUGAAAACCUCCAACCCUCAGGCUCCUUCAAGUCCCGCGGCGUAGGCAACCUCAUGGUCCGCGCCGCCGCCGACGCGCCCGCCGACCAAGAAUCCCACUUCUACUGCUCCUCGGGCGGCAACGCCGGCCUCGCCUGCGCGACCUCGGCCAUCGCCCUCAACCGCAGGGCCACCAUCGUCGUGCCCAUGACCACCUCCCCGCUCAUGAUCUCCAAGCUGCGCCUCCUCGGCGCCGACGUCCGCCAGAUCGGCGCGAACUGGGCCGAGGCGGAUGCCCACCUCCGCGAGGUGAUGCUCGCCAACGACCCGGCGGGCGUGUACGUGCCCCCCUUUGACCACCCGCACGUCUGGGACGGUGCGGCGACCAUUGCCGAUGAGCUCGUCGCGCAGUUGGCAUCAUCGUCGUCUGGGAACGAAACUGAAGUCAACGGGAUCGUGUGCUCCGUCGGCGGCGGCGGGUUACUGGCCGGUCUCGCGCAGGGCGUCUCGCAGAACCGGUGGCCAGGGAAGGAACCGCGUCUGAUGGCCGUGGAGACGGUCGGCGCGGACAGCCUCAACGCCAGCGUGCUCGCCGGCGAGCACGUCACGCUGCCGGGGAUCAAGUCCAUUGCGGGAUCACUGGGUGCGGUGCGCGUGGCGGCGAGGGCGUGGGAGGUCGCGAGGGACACGCCCGGGUUCCAGAGCGUGACGGUCACGGAUGCGGAGGCGGCUCUGGCGUGUGUGCGCUUUGUUGACGACGCGCAGCUGGUGGUUGAGGUUGCUUGUGGCGCGACGAUUGCGACGGCGUACAACGGUACGCUUAGAAAGCAUUUCGGUGCGGGCUUGUCGGAUGAGGAGUGGGCGAAGCAGAAUAUCGUGCUCAUUGUCUGCGGCGGCUCGAACGUCACUAUGGAGAUGCUGAACGAAUACCGUUCAAAAUAUGGCGAUGCUUCAUGAAACCAUCGCUUAAGCGUGGAACAGAGAUCUGGGCAGCAUAAAAGGAGGGACCAGCUUGGGCAUACCCCGAGGAUACACUUUGUCUGGAGGAAUCGAGACGGGACUUUGGAAGACACGGGAAAGGGACAAGACUAGACACAAUGAUUGUAGACCAG